Messenger RNA from Xyrauchen texanus (razorback sucker), 1191 nucleotides. RefSeq lists its product as uncharacterized. The transcript is spliced from 5 exons. NCBI's taxonomy places the organism in Eukaryota, Metazoa, Chordata, Actinopteri, Cypriniformes, Catostomidae. The record is from RefSeq and is a predicted model, not a curated record. The coding region runs from base 514 to 1191 and encodes 225 amino acids.
AGAGAACUCUCUGCAUGGGAGACAGUCUUGUAGCCAGAAGCUUUCUCCAGACAUUAUGUACAACAUACGGCUGGAUUCUUUAGCUGCGGAAAAAGAGUGGCAGGACAUGCUAAUUAUUGGACAUUUAGAGGCAAACAGACGCACAGUGCAAACUUCGGAGAUGGUUACAUCCACAAAGAAGACCCCGACAAAGAGAAAGUGUGCCCGAACGACUUAUUUCAUUGGAGGCAACGAGAUCUGCAAGAAUACUUUUCUGUUUCUUAUGGGGUCUAACCACUAACUGAGGUCUAAACCAGGACUAAAACAAGACUAAACCAGGAAGUACAGAUACAAGCUCUAAACAUUGGCAGAGACACCCUGGCUGAUAUAGUCAAACACUAUGAGGAGAAUGGGGCAAGACCACGUUUGAGGAAGAAGCACUCAUUGCCACGUCCACCAGCCAGGUUCAUCAGCCCUGAGGAUAUCAACAGAGUUGUGGACUUCAUAAAACACUAUGCAGAAGACAAUGCCAUCAUGCUGCCUGGCCGACAGCCUGGGCAUAAGGAUUGGCAUGUGAAGUUGCUGCCAACUCAUGUGUCCAAGGCCUCAGUGUGGCGUCUCUACGUGAAGUCUGCUAAGGAGCUUGGUGAGCGUGCAGUUUGUAAAACCAGCUUCAAAGCACUGUGGAACCGACUUCUCCCACACAUCAAAAGUUGCCGGCCACGCACAGAUCUCUGCUGGCAGUGCCAAAGCAAUAACGAGCAGCUGAUACGAAGUGCAAACCUCCCAGAUGAUAGAAAGUCUGAAGCAGUAAAGAAGCAACAAGAUCAUCUUUCCCUUGUGCAGAAAGAGAGGGCUGUGUACAACGACAUGACUGCUGCCUGCAGAAAGAUUUGCUCUGGCUCCAACCUGUCUUUUGGACCAUCCCUACCAGCAAGCAAGAAGAUUAGGAUGCAUUACAGUUUUGAUUUUGCUCAGCAGUUACACUUUCCCUCAAACCCUCUCCAGCCAGGACCAAUGUACUUCCUGACCCCACGGAAAUGUGGCCUAUUUGGUGUUUCAUGUGAAGGGCUGCAGAAACAGGUGAAUUACCUGAUUGAUGAAGGCAUGUCAUCUACUAAGGGAAGCAAUGAAGUCAUCAGCUACAUGCAUCAUUUCUUCGGCAACUUUGGUGUUGGAGAAACAGAGGUGGAUCUUCAUUGUGACAACUGA